Lactuca virosa is the source of this 567-nucleotide messenger RNA. The record is from the annotation of a GenBank genome assembly. NCBI's taxonomy places the organism in Eukaryota, Viridiplantae, Streptophyta, Magnoliopsida, Asterales, Asteraceae.
AUGGAAGAAGUGAGAAAUCAAAAGGUGAUCUUUAAGGAUUACGUUAAUGGCUUCCCCAAGGAAUCAGUCUUGAUCCUUACAACUUCUGCCACCGUCCCUCUCCAGCUCCCGCCACAAGGUUCCAAUGGCAUCCUCCUCAAGAACCUUUAUCUCUUCUGCGAUCCUUAUAUGUGUGGUCGAAUGACCAAAAUUGAAGGCUGUUACGUUUCUUCCUUUACUCCUGGAUCGGUGUUCCCUGAGGAUCUUCUUCUUCAACUUUUGAAACUAAUGCUGCAUCCAGAUGUUGGAAUACGUUUGAUUGGAAACCAACUCUUUUCUGUUCUUUUCAUUCCAACUUCUAACCAUUUGAGGCGUGAUACCGAUGCUUCUACUUCUAAUCAAACAAGAAGAUGGAGUUCUGAUACUGCAUCAAUGUUUGCCUCUGUUAAAUCUUUACUUGAUAAGCUUCAUGGAGAAAAAAAUGGAAAAGAAAUUGUUUAUAUUCAAGAUGGAGUUCUGAUACUGCAUCUGUGUUUGCCACUGAUAAUUAUUGUUUUUCACAUUGCAGAUGAACGAUGGUGUCCAUAA